AGAUUCCGAGGGGAUAAAGCGUGGCCGUUUUCGCAGACGCCGAGAGGGUGAGUCGUCGCGAGGAGAUGGCGGACGGGAAGCAGGGAGAGGGUUCGGCCGUGGCGUUGAAGGCCUCGCCGUCGGCCGCGGCGAUGGCGUGGGGAUUGCGCGGCGGGAGCAACCCUCUGGAGGAGUGGAGCGCGCGCGUGAAGGCGAUUGAGGCCGGGUUCCGCGCGUGGAUGGCGAAGCAGCCUAUCCACAUCGAGGCUGCGGUGACCACUGCCGUGGGGGCGGUGCAGGGUGGGGCUCUGGGCGGGCUCAUGGGCUCGCUCUCGGCCGACGGAGGGUCGCCGUUCCCCAUGCCGCAGCCGCCGCCCAACGCCAACCCGGACGCCAUGGCGUCGUUCAAGCAGGCCCAGGCUUUAGCUGGUGGACCCUUGGUGCAAGCUCGAAAUUUUGCAGUCAUGACUGGCGCGAAUGCAGGUAUAUCUUGUGUCAUGAGAAGGAUACGAGGGCAAGAGGACAUCCAGGGCAGCAUGGCAGCUGCUUUUGGUUCUGGCGUCCUUUUCUCCAUAGUGAGCGGAAUGGGUACUCCUAAUCCAGCAGUAAAUGCAAUUACAACUGGUGCUGCUUUUGCAGUAUUUCAAGGUGGCUUUUUCAUGAUUGGGCAGAAAUUCUCAAAGCAACAGGGUGGAGAAGAUACAUACUACUCUCAGACAAGAAGCAUGCUGAACAAACUGGGUCUUGAAAAGUAUGAGAAGAAUUUCAAGAAGGGUCUCCUCACUGAUCAAACAUUACCGCUCCUUACUGACAGUGCUCUAAGAGAUGUGAAGAUCCCCCCUGGACCCAGACUACUCAUACUCGAUCAAAUUAAAAGGGAUGCUGAGCUUGUACGGGCAAACUGAAGUCACAAUUAUCAACUGCUCGUUCUUUCUGAAUUGCAUAGGGUUUGAAAGCGACGCCAUCUCUGUUUUCAUAAUAAGCCUUCAUAGUAAGCAAGAAUUUAGCUAUGUUUUUGUAGUUAAUUGUUUUUUGUCAAUCGGUUUGCGUCAAUCCUAUUGAAUUUUGGAUAGCAGAUAUUUGAAUGCACUGUAUUGAAACUUAAACUGGAAUUGCGUACAGUGAUCAAUUCUCUGGGAACCAAGGUGUGCCAUGUGCUCCUUGAAACGUGCAA
Molecule: messenger RNA, 1153 nt
Organism: Setaria italica (foxtail millet)
Lineage: Eukaryota; Viridiplantae; Streptophyta; Magnoliopsida; Poales; Poaceae
Exons: 6
Coding region: 66-884 (272 amino acids)
Biological process (GO): protein targeting to chloroplast; protein insertion into mitochondrial inner membrane
Cellular component (GO): chloroplast inner membrane; TIM22 mitochondrial import inner membrane insertion complex
Molecular function (GO): transmembrane protein transporter activity; protein binding
Source: RefSeq, a predicted model, not a curated record